AUGGCUUCUACACUCAAGCCAGGCGAUCCCGAAUGGGCUCGAUUCGAAAACGUCCUCACCAUCCAUAAGAACGCGAUCCAAAAGUCGUCUCAACGAAAGGGGCAACAGCCCAAAGAUCAUACACCCCGUGCAAUAUGUCUCCAGCAACAACAGUCUAUGGCGGUUCUGAGCAGCAAAAUGCGGCAAUUUGGAGUGGGACAUGAGUUUAGCAUGAGUGUUAUCGGCGAAUUAUACCCUCCAUCCAUCGCAUCCUUCGAAACGCUUCAAAAAUUGAUGAUCAAGGACUUGAGACUUGAGGUUCACCAUCGGGGCUUUUACCUACUUUUGCGGUUUAUUCACACGGCCACGCGAAUGACGGCAGCCAUGAACGUUGUUGAGGAUGAAACGGAGGCCGUCAUGCUUCUCAGUUUAUACCUACAGCUUCCAGAAAGCAUCAGACCAGCUGAAAGCAUCCUCAAAGACAAAAGUGUCAUUAUUCUCAAAGAGCCAUACUUCAAAGUUGCAACAAGUGGAGGGUAUCUUAUCAGAGUCGAUCAGCCUACUGACAUUGCUUGGCUUGCCGACGAUGAUUCUAGGAUUCCCGAGAAAUGGAGAAAGCCAGAUGUGAGCAUUCAACAGUCAGCCGAUUACUGGAAGAAGCGGGGAAAUGAGUUAAUAGGCAAGGAGAACUUUUUCGAAGCAAUUGAAAUGUAUGUAGCUACAUCCUCAUCACUACUUUUCCAACACUUUUAGCAGGUAUUCAAGAGCUUUACGGUCUUCCCCAACCUCAGCGGAACAAGAGUUUUUGCACAAUAACAGAGCUCUCGCAAACCUGAGAAUCGAGGCAUUUGAUGCAGCCUUGAGCGACGUUUCUUUCGUUUCGAAUCCUAACGACAGGUCCGAAAAGGGCCUUUACCGCGGAGCUCUUGCCUUAUAUGGCCUUGGGUGAUUCAAGGAAGCUCAUGAAAUUCUGCGAAUUCUCAUCGACAAAUAUCCUAACAGUACAGCUGGUAAACAGGAGCUUGAACGAACACGUCUCCGACUCCUAGAGCAGGAAAAUGGGGUAUACGAUUUCAAAACAAUGUAUAAGGCAACAAAACUCAGACACCCUUGAAUUGACUGUGCCACUUUCAAAGGACCUGUCGAGAUACGAGAAUCAAAAGGUCGUGGUAGAGGAUUGUUCACAACGAAAUCAGUCAGAGCCGGGGAUCUGCUAUUCUGUGAAAAGGCAUUCUCAUACUGCUUCGCUCCACCAGAAGAAGAGAUGGACAAACUGGACUUCAAAUCUUUCUCUAGGUCAUCGCUCCUGGUGGAUGUGCCCAACAAGAGAAUGAGUCUUGGAACCCAUGCAGAUCUGAUCCGUGACAUUUCCAACAAAUAGGCUCUCAAUCCUUCCCUUCAGGAGUCAUUCGAAGAUCUGUUCCAUGGUGAGUACGAUGGUGUGAAGGGACCUUUUGUUGACGGAUGUCCCGUGGUCGAUGCGUAAGUCUUCCUCGAGUAAAGCUCUCUAGCUGUUACUGAUACCUUCUAGGUUUCGUGUCGGUACUACGAUUCAUUGCAAUUGUUUUGGUAGUCCAUUGACCUCAAAGAUACGAUGGAUGAUGCGGAGCUGAAUCGUAUCAGCGGUUACCAGAUUGCCAAACAACCUCAAAGCACGCACUUUGGAACAACAGGAAUGUGGAUCCUAGCAUCUUAUAUCAAUCAUUCUUGCAAUCCAACUUGCGUACGAAAUUUUAUUGGAGACAUGCAAAUCGUCAGAGCUGCAAGAGAUAUGCCGGCAAACAUGGAGCUAACAUUCAGCUACCUGUAUCGCGAUGAAUCCCCAAAGAUGAUUGACGUUUCCUCUUGGGGAUUUCAACGCGAUUGUUCUAUCUGUGUUGAAGACCGUGCAACCUCUGCCGCUGUGAACAUGCAGAGACGCAAGCUCCACAAAGCCUUUGCACUCCCAAACGCUACCCCGGAGAAGAAGGAGCAAACCCUAGGUCAAUUCGCCAACACGUACAAGAAACCGCCUUCAGAAGUCCCAAGGCUCGAAAUGAUUCUCAUGCACAAUUCGCUCAUUCGAGAAUUUGCUCAAGGUAACGAGGUGAAGAAAGUAGUUGAUCAAGUACUUGCUACCUUUGAGAGCCUAGGUUUUAUCAUUGAGGGUGCGCGCGCCUCAUCUUCUCAAAGGUCAAAGAUUAUCGUGCGAAAAUGGGGCUUCUCUUACAAUGGAGCCACAUCUCUCUGGCUGACGCUUCGGGACGUGUAA
Molecule: messenger RNA, 2230 nt
Organism: Hymenoscyphus albidus
Lineage: Eukaryota; Fungi; Ascomycota; Leotiomycetes; Helotiales; Helotiaceae
Source: the annotation of a GenBank genome assembly